Centropristis striata (black sea bass) is the source of this 7298-nucleotide messenger RNA. RefSeq names its product potassium intermediate/small conductance calcium-activated channel, subfamily N, member 3 (gene kcnn3). The coding region runs from base 524 to 3016 and encodes 830 amino acids. The record is from RefSeq and is a predicted model, not a curated record. The transcript has 16 exons. Gene Ontology annotation, biological process: potassium ion transmembrane transport. Lineage: Eukaryota; Metazoa; Chordata; Actinopteri; Perciformes; Serranidae. Gene Ontology annotation, cellular component: neuron projection; plasma membrane; neuronal cell body. Gene Ontology annotation, molecular function: small conductance calcium-activated potassium channel activity; calmodulin binding.
UAGAUUGAGUGGAAGUCGGUGGAGCCACAUAAUAAAUCACGGACUUCUCUGCUUAUCUGAGGACUGUUUCUUGACGUCCAGCUUUAGCGUUUUCAUUUUUUAUUUUUAAAUGUCGCUGCACAUCAAAACCGUGCAGCCACAGGUUGACCGUUUUAAUCCAGUCACUAUGGAUUAUUCCUCUUCAUCUCGAGUCGAUUGUCACUGACGGGAUCGAAAUGGGCACCGUCGAGAGAUCACUGGUGAUUGAGAAAGAAAGAAACUGAUCGUAUCAAGUGGAGCUGAGACGGAGGCAACAUCUGUGGGGAGCGACGCACAAUUUCGAGAGACAAGCGAGGGGGGACCUGUGGAGGGACCUAUAUGAGAGGAGGCGAAGCGAAAAGAUGAUGGGAUGGCCGUGACAACAUGAAAAAGAAAAAGUGUGGUGGUCUAUUUUCAUCCAGCCAGUGAUUCAACACAACUAACCUGGGGGACAGGGACUGAGAGAGAAGAGGUAGGAGACAGGUGCGUGGCCACAGCCGUGACCAUGGAGCCUCCCCCCUCUCUGAGCUUGGCUCUGCUAGGAGGGAGCGAGGAUGAGGACCAGCGCUUCCUCCUUCCCCUGGGCAGUAUAUCCCAUCCCUCCACGACUGGCAACCAGCCAGGAUCAAACCACUCCAACCACAUGGGAGGAUCAAGCCUCGACCGUCUAAAUGGCAGCACCCCGUCCCCAUCCCCUGCCACGCCCAACUUGCCUCCAGCAUCGCUCCCCAAGUUGCCCCUGUCAUCCUCUGGAGCUCAGCCUCUGCCCCCACCAAUCCCCAACGCCCUGCACCCCACCAGCACCCCGCUGUCCUCCUGCCUGGGUUCGCAGCACAGCCUGAGCGGGGACAACUCCCCGGUCUACAACGCCCUCUUUUACUCCUCCCAUUCGCCCUCCAUGGAGCGGGAGAGGGACAGAGAGCGUGACAGGGACAGGGACAGAGAGAGGGGCUGCAAACACAGACAGGCCAGCCCUCUGGUUCACCGGCGGGACAGUAACCCCUUCACGGAGAUCGCCAUGAGCUCCUGUAAGUACACAGGCGGGGUCAUGAAGCCCUUGAGCCGCCUCAGCGCCUCCCGCAGAAACCUCAUCGAAUCAGACAGCAGCAGCGAAACCAAAGAGGGUGGCGUUUCAGCUGUUGCAGGGGCAACAGCCGCUGGGGGGCACGACCGCCAACGAGAAGCCCCUCCUACCUCCUCUGUGCCCCAGUCAUCCACCAACCAACCGCCAAUUCAGAGCCCUCCAGAGAUUGUGAUUUCAUCCAAAGAAGACUCGCCGUACCCCAGAGCAGGGUAUGACAUCACUGACUCCUCUUCCAACCAGAUGUCCAUCUACGACCAGAACCACGCGCUGGUGGAGAGCAGGCGGGCGCAGCCGGGGAGGGGCAGCAGGCAGGGAGGGGUCGGGGCGGUGGGCGCCGGGGCCAGGGGCAGCACCUCCAAGGCCUCCAAACGGAAGAACCAAAACAUUGGCUAUAAACUGGGGCACCGCAGGGCGCUGUUCGAGAAGAGGAAGAGGCUGAGUGACUAUGCCCUUAUCUUCGGGAUGUUUGGCAUCGUCGUCAUGGUCAUUGAGACGGAGCUGUCGUGGGGCGUGUACACCAAGAGCUCCAUGUAUUCUCUGGCCCUGAAGUGUCUGAUCAGCCUGUCCACAGUCAUCCUUCUGGGCCUCAUCAUAGCCUACCAUGCACGGGAAGUUCAGCUGUUUGUCAUCGACAACGGAGCUGACGACUGGCGCAUAGCCAUGACGAUGGAGAGGGUUCUGCUGAUCGCUCUGGAGCUGCUGGUGUCUGCGGUGCAUCCAGUGCCGGGGGACAUUAAGUUUCAGUGGCGGGCGCGGCUGGCCUUCUCGUACGCGCCCUCCCAGGCCGAGGCUGACCUGGACAUGGUGCUGAGCGUGCCCAUGUUCCUGCGCCUCUACCUCAUCGCCAGAGUCAUGCUUCUGCACAGCAAACUCUUCACCGACGCCUCCUCCAGGAGUAUAGGUGCCCUAAAUAAGGUGCAUUUUAACACACGGUUUGUAAUGAAAACCCUCAUGACUAUCUGCCCCGGGACGGUGCUGCUGGUCUUCAGCAUCUCUCUGUGGAUCAUUGCUGCCUGGACCGUACGAGUGUGCGAGAGGUAUCAUGAUGCUCAGGAUGUGACCAGUAACUUCCUGGGAGCCAUGUGGCUUAUCUCCAUCACUUUCUUGUCCAUCGGCUAUGGAGACAUGGUGCCUCACACCUACUGUGGCAAAGGAGUCUGUCUGCUCACAGGGAUCAUGGGUGCGGGCUGUACGGCUCUGGUGGUUGCCGUGGUAGCCAGGAAGCUGGAGCUGACCAAGGCCGAGAAACACGUACACAACUUCAUGAUGGACACGCAACUCACCAAGAGGAUAAAGAACGCAGCGGCUAACGUGCUGAGGGAAACCUGGCUCAUCUAUAAACACACCAAGCUGAUGAAGAAGAUCGACCACUCGAGAGUCCGCAAACACCAGCGGAAGUUCCUCCAGGCUAUACAUCAAUUGCGCAGUGUGAAAAUGGAGCAGAGGAAACUCAGUGAUCAGGCCAACACACUAGUGGACCUCUCAAAGAUGCAGAGUGUCAUGUAUGAGCUCAUGUCGGAGCUCAACGACCGCAGCGAGGACUUGGAGCGCCAGAUGCUGUCCCUGGAGCAGCGGGUGGAGCAGCUCACCGCCGGCUUCAACACCCUGCCGGCCCACCUCUCAGCCACCCUCAGCGCCCAGCACGCCGCCCUGGUCCACCUGCUUCGAGAGAGGGAUGGGAGGGAUGGUAGAGGAUGUGGUGUAGGAGGAGGUGCUGUGGUCCCACUGUCCCCAGCCACGUCUUUAACCAGUGCUCCAGCUUCCGUUUCUCCAGUCCAGAUCGCAUCUUCAGUGCCGCCCCCAUCCCAGGUCCCUACUCUGGCCUUGGAGUCCCCUCUGUCACCCUCACCUCUGAGCCCAGAGGGGAGCCUGGAGGCUAGUCCCAACCCCAACACCUGCACUUCUAGCUGCUGAAGACAGCUCUGAGGACCAGGAGAGGACAAAUAUGGACCAGGAGGGAGGCUGUGCUACUCCUCUCACUUCAGACUAAAGGAGAGAAGGGAGAAGGGAGAGAAAUGUGAGGUGAUCCUCUGAAACUAACGCUCCAUGAGGGAGGGAUGAAGACGGGACUAUGAGGAGAAAUAAUGGGAUUAAGAUGGAGGGCCAGUAUGAAUGAUGAGACAUGUUAGGGGCUUGGGGGCGCUUGCCUUGACGAGGGAAGGAGAAGAAAAAUGGAGAUAAAAUGGAGACUCUUAAAAGGUGUGAGGGGGAGGAAGAAUGUCAAGAGGGUGAGAAAUGGAGGUAGAGAGGAUGAGUAGGGGGAAGGAGAGAGGAGGAGAAAUAACGAGGAAUAAUUAUAUGAACUCAGAGCUCCUAAAUGAAAUCUACUCCAAUUACUGAAAAGGGCCUUUUAUUCUCUCUCUCUCUCUCUCUCUCUUUCUGUCUCUAUCUCUCUCUUUCUCUCUCUUUCCUCCCCCCUCUCUCAAUCUCUCUCUCCCUUCAUCAGGAAUUAAUGACCAUGACUUUUUAUCCUUAUGAUGUAUUUUCUAUCUGAAUGCUAAUUGUGUGUUAACGAGCAUCCCUUUAACAGAAGGUUGGAUCAAUACGACCAUGAUAUAUAUUUAAAAAAAAAAAAACUAGUGGCAUGUACUGCACACACACACACACACACACACACACACACAAACAAACACAAGUUAUAUCGACGCAUCAUCCACGCAAUACAAGUUAACACAGCACAAACAUGAAUACACAAAUCUUUCACAAUGCAGGCCCUAUUUACACUCACACAAAGAAGUUGUGUGCUGUAGCCCACACGAUAAUACUAAAGCCUAUACUGCCAAGCACUCAAUGCACUGUCAAUCUGCACAGAGCACUGCCAAGCAAUGUCACUGUAAAAAAAUGUUCAUCCAAACGACUUAUCUGUUGUGGGUGUGAGCUAAUGCAGUAGUUUAGACUUACAAUGCAUAGUUGUGACAUUUUAACCACUCAAUCAGGAGAAUUGUAACCGUUCAGUGAACUACACACAUUACAGAUGAAGUUGAAAUAAGUUGGUAUGACACUGAUGGGCAUGAGUCAUCGUAACGUCUGUUUGUGACGUGGAAGACAGUCGCAGACGAUUAAAUGACCCAACACAACUACAAAAUGACUUUAUUACUGCAUUUAUUGAAUUAAGGAUUAAGUUCAACUGAUGUUUACGUGUACUUUGUAGGUAAGAGUUUGAUUUUGUUUAAUUUUCUGUGAACAUUUCUCAUGAAAACCUCAGUAGAUUGACAAGUUAUCAAGUGCUUUAAUACUGGGAUGGUUGUGGGAGAAAGAAUAGAUUAUUACACCAUAGUUUAUUAAACUGUCAUUUUAAUCUGGUGGAUUCAUUUUAAAGAACUUCUUCAAGAGAGAGCUUUGCACACACGUAUUGCUCCACAUUUGUUGGUUGUUCUGCAGACAGUUAAAAUAACAAUCAAAGCAUUAUCUAUCAAUAAUAAAUGAUCUGCUUAUUCUUUUACUUGUCUGAAGUCAGUGGGAUCUGAUUGACUGGGAUGCCGUAGUGUCUAUUGUUUUGCUUUCAUUCUCUGAAAAAUAUGUAUUCUUAGAAUUGCUAAAAUAUUGAUUUUUACAUUAGUAAUUCAAUUGACUUUUUAAAAAUCCAACAAUUGUUUAGCAGUGUGAUUAUAAGUUGAUGUGGUUAAUAUUUUUUCACGGUGUACGGUUGUGUGUGCGUCCCUUUAAGAAGGGAAGAAGACCUUACUUACUGCCAUUCUUUUUCAAGCUUGCAGUCCCAAAACAACGCACUGUUAUCAUGAAUGUAUUCUGUGUAAAGAAAUACACUCAAACACUCUUGCUUGCUCGAUCACUUAAACUGCCAUGUAGACACAAGAACAGACACCCACACACACGCAGCACACACAGAUAUACACACACCUUGACAACCAAAGUGCUCUCUCUUAAAUGGACUUCAAUAAGAGGCAGGGAACGCUGCUGUCACUGGGGACAAAAGAUAGCAGGAGGCGUUGCAGAUAUCUUGACAAUAUUUCUGAGGGAAUAACUGUGAAAAUCUGGGCAUGGACUUGUUACAGUGCUGUACAUGGACUGCUCUUCACUGCUUUGUAACAGAUCAAGGUGGACUAUGGAUGAACACAAGGGAACACAAAUAAACCUUAUAAAGGAGAAAUGGCCAUGAAGGAACAGCUGUUUGUGAAAUAAAUAAAUCAUAGAAAGAGAUUCAAAGGUAUAUCUGAGGGGAAUUAUAAUGGUGUGAUGGGAAAAGAGACAAACCUACCCUUGCAUUGGAGACAAUAUCGAAAACUGUCUUAUAGCGACACGCUGUGGCCGGAAUACUGAAUUACAUACGCUUGGAAUAUUGUAUAGUAUGCUGUUAACGAAAUCUAGCUUUGUAUUGCUUAGUCUUUUCUACCAUUAUGAUUAAACGCAGUUAUAGCUGAUAUCUAAUAUUACUAAACUAUAGUAUUCUUCUCAUUCGUCAUGACAAUUAUGAUAUAUGUAUUAACAAUACGUUAAAUAAUUAUGAACAAGGAAAGUGCCGUUUGAGGUUGAAAUUAUUUUGUAAUUUUAUUUUAUCAGAGAGAAUUAAUAAAGUAUAUAUCUCUAACAUCACAGCUUCCAUGUUUUCUGUGUCGCUGUUUUUAUUUUAUUUGUCGGUGCAAUGCUUUAGAAAAGUAUAACACUGUUUAUUGAACUAAUUCACGCAGUACAUGAGGAUAAUAGUACACACGGAAUAACUUCCAUUUGGACAUUACGUCCCGUAACAAACUAAUUUUACAGUUGCCACAAGUUAUUUACUCAUUUUGUCUGUCAAUCAUGGGCAUGUUUUCUCAUAUAUCUCGCUGUAAAAACACAUUAUUAAAAACACUAUUUUUCUCCGUGAUCUUGACCAAAUCAUUUCUGGAGCACAAUAAGUUAAAUGUUUUCUGUUUUUGGACUAAAUUGAUAAAAGAAAAGAAAAAGAAAACACCGAUGAGACGAAUAUUUACGUUUAUCAGUUUCCAUUCACCUCUGACGUCACAAGUGUCGCGACUUGGUAACGGUUGCUAAGCUAAAUUAGCUCUAAGCUAAAUAAAUGUGGCUAAUUUAUCAAAGAGUCAGUUGUGUUUUUUAAACAAGAUUUGAGUGAGUUAAUAUUUCUCAUCUUAAGUCGUAAAACUAUUAGACGUUGGAGCUAGCUAGGCUAUAAAUUAGUUAACUGUUUAUACUUAGUAUAAUGUGGGAAAUGUGACAACAAAACAAUUAGCUGGAAAACUACAUAAAGUAGUUUAACGCUAACGUAAUUGCCUAAUUAUGAUAUUGUUAAGGCAGGGUACACCGUUAUAGACGAAACACUUGGCGAAUUCCAGUUAAUCGCAAUACCUUUCUUUGAGCUGAUAUGAGUUUCAAAAUGCAUGCCAGAAUUGCUGCUGAGGAGACAAGGGCUGUCAAAAACGGUAAAACCCUUCUGAUGACCCCACCAGUCACAGCUCAGCAGGAAGUGGAGAUCUAUGAACCCCUGUCCCUGAUGCCUUACAUCCUGGUGUUUCCCUGGCAACCAGAGGAACAGAUUUACCACAUACAGGUGGAAACGGGGAAUCUGCAUCGCGAGUUGGUUGGAGAGUGACAGUGAUGUUGCCGUGGUGAUGAUGAAAGGGGAAAUAAUAUCGGGAAAGAAGCUGGGCCAGACUGCGAUUCACAUAGCGGAUACACUUAACCCUCAACACACCACCACAGGAGAGAGAUGCCAUCUGCCCUGUGCACCACGCUCUGUGCAAGUGUGUGACAGAACAUGGCUUGUCAUCGUGGACCCCCGGGGGAUUCUGACAAGUGGCCCAGACUCUGGCUCUGCCCUGCUAGAGGUCAUUGCCAUGGAGAUGUGGGGUCAGCCAGACCCUGCUCAUCAGUGUUCAGUGGACCCCUCCGUUCUUCCGAUCCUUUCACCUUUGAGGAUUGACUCUGUCACCAAACAGCCUUGCACUACUCCAUUCCGGAGGAAUUCAACACCAAGGAAGGAAAGUAACAGAAUAUGGCUGCACUCUGAGACGCUGCAAUGUCUGAACAAAUGUCGAGUGUCUGUUUUCCAGCUACUCUCUGCUGAGCCUUUUAUUUCUCUCUGCGGGCCUAUUUGCGGGGUCAGUCCCCCCUCUGUCACAGCUGUUCCACGUGUCCCCAAGAUGCUGCCCUGCCUGCCAGCGUCCCUCUAUUCCGUGUCGGCCCCCAGCCCAGGGUUGAGCUCACUGCGGUAGAUACCAAGGACUUGCCCUCAUCCUUCAAG